Molecule: messenger RNA, 225 nt
Organism: Sclerotinia borealis F-4128
Lineage: Eukaryota; Fungi; Ascomycota; Leotiomycetes; Helotiales; Sclerotiniaceae
Source: the annotation of a GenBank genome assembly
AUGGCGGUUUCCCCGCCAUCUUUUCAGCUCUCGCUCGCGACUGGCACAUCAAACAUCUCGAUCCCGGAUUUCGAAGGACGUCUCGCCUCCUUCGGCGCCGGUAUUGCCGCAGGCCACGCAACUCUCGAUUCUAUUCGAUUCGAUUCGAGCCGUGCUCUCUCUAUCUCCAUCCUUCCACAUACCGGUAGAUCAUGUCAUCUUCCCAAUAUACGCUAUGCCAUAUAA